Messenger RNA from Bufo gargarizans (Asiatic toad), 1566 nucleotides. RefSeq names its product solute carrier family 22 member 18 (gene SLC67A1). The record is from RefSeq and is a predicted model, not a curated record. Gene Ontology annotation, molecular function: transmembrane transporter activity. The coding region runs from base 74 to 1291 and encodes 405 amino acids. NCBI's taxonomy places the organism in Eukaryota, Metazoa, Chordata, Amphibia, Anura, Bufonidae. The transcript has 10 exons. Gene Ontology annotation, biological process: transmembrane transport.
AGUAAGAAACAGCGAGAGCCUGAUGUAUUCUCAGGAGUCACUGUCCAGCGGCUGCACCGUACGAUAAUCAGCAAUGGCUGCUGAUCCGGGGACCUCCAAGUCACAAGGCCGGGUCAUCACGGUCACCUACCUACUGACUGCCAUCGAUGUCUCUUGUCUGUUUAUGCAGUUUGCAGUGACCCCGUAUCUGGCUAGGAGUCUGGGCUUGGAUACGGUCGGAUUCGGAUACCUGCAGACGGUCUUCGGCGUCCUUCAGCUUGUGGGAGGCCCUGUUUUUGGAAGGUUUUCGGAUCAGUAUGGCCCUCGUGCAGCGCUGACGCUUUCCUUCCUUUCUGCAUCUCUCUAUUAUUUGAUCCUCGCAUUUACCACCAGCAUCCCCUUCUUGUUCCUGUCCCGGGUUCCAUCCAUCUUCAUGCAUGGUCUACCAGGAGCCCAGAUGAUUGUAACGGACCUGACCACGGCCCAGGAACGCGCUGGAGCCUUAGGGAAGCUCGGCCUCUGCUUUGGAUUAGGAAUCAUUGUUGGAUCUUCAGUCGGAGGCUACCUGGCCACCAGAUUUGGACUGUACACCCCCACUCUGAUCGCGCUGGCUGCCAGUCUCAUUAGCUGUGUCAUCGUUAUGAUCUACAUACCGGCACAGACUAAAGCGAAGGAAGAAGGGCGUGCCCCUGAGCGAGGCAAACCCAGCGUCUUCAACUUCGGAGAACUCGUCCGGCUUUUGAAGUAUCCAGGCGUCAUGGCGAUUUUAAUCAUCAAAGUUCUUUCUGGAUUUCCAAUAGGUGUCUUCAUGCUCAUGUUUCCUAUUGUUUCUGUCGACUUCUUUGGCCUUAACGCAGCCACGGCGGGAUACCUGAUGUCCUAUUUUGGGAUUCUCCAGUUGGUUGUCCAGGGAUUCAUGGUUGGACGUCUGACCAGCCGUCUCUCAGAUGACACCCUGCUCCUGUUAAGUGUGGUGGUUGCUAUGAUAGUUGGAUUGGGCUUGGUUGUGAUGACCAAUGUCUACCACUUCUGCAUCAUUGCUGUCCCGAUGGUUUUCACCCUGUGCGUCUCAGGAGUCAUCACUGACAGCAUCUUAACCAAAGCCGUCCCUCCAUCAGAAACUGGAGCGAUGCUGGGGAUCUGCGCAUCUAUCCAGCCCCUCACAAGGACCAUAGGACCCACCAUCGGGGGGUAUCUAUAUAAACACUACGGGGUGCCGGCCUUCGGCCUCUUUGAUAUUAUAGUUAGUCUGCUUUUAUUAUUCUACCUUGUAAAUAGACAAACAAAGCAAAAUGCGGCGAAGAACAACUAGAGCUUCACAUCCCAGGACUUUAUCUAGAUUUUUGCUAUAUAUAUUAAAUUAAUGAUUGUUAAUCUAGACAGUCUUAAAAGAGACCCCCAUUCUCUCAGGAGAAGCCAAUAUAUUAUUUCGCUUCACCUCUGGAAAUCUCAACCGAAGAGAACAGCGUGAAGCCUCAUUCACACGACCGUCUUUUGGUCAGUGAUUUCCAUCGGUAUUUAUAAAAAUAUCUAUUCUUGUCCGCAAAAUGGACAAGAAUAAGACAUGAUUUAUAAUUUUUGCAGGGC